UACCGCGCCUGCUGCCGUCCGCCGCCGCCGCCGCCGCCGCCUACCGCGCCAGCCGCAGCGCCUGCUGCCCGAUCCGGCGCCGUUCCUGGUGAUAGUGGUAAGAUUGCUCUAACAACUCUAGUUUAGGCAUUUUUCUUCAGUGAGUUUAGGCAUUACAUUUCAUAAUUCAGGCUGUAUUCAUGAGUAAGAACACCUACGUUUCUGAAAUCACGUGUUAGGACGACACGAGGGUCGGGCAUUAGACAAACGAAUACCGAUUUACAAUCGAUGCCGGCGAUACCGUCUCACGGUCAAUGAAAUCUCUGGCCCCUAGCACAGAAUCACUCAUGCUAUCCUUGUACGCUAGCACCUCGACUGCGCAUUUUGUCUGCAAAACAUAUUCACUGACUUACAUCCGUGCUAAAUGUGUGUGUCAUAUCUGAAUGGUAAAGCAUAGUCCUGAUUGCGAGAUUGCUUUGGACGGUAGAACAAAAGUAAAUUUCAGCAAAAAAAAACUACACAUUGAAGUUCUCACAAAACUACCAUUACAUUGUGGAUUUGUGGUGGUUCCCUGCCCGAUUUGGGACGUGUCCCACUUACUGUCAAUGAUCCAAAAAGCGUCCAAUGCAUUUUACUGUUGGGGAUCCUAUAAUUUUAAUUAAUUUGUGUACCUUGUUAUCGCUGAUAACAGUGUUUGCUUGCUGCCAUGAUCCUAUAAAUCUAUACAUAUACCAUGUUACAGUUUGCAUAUAUUUUCCAAAAUCUCUUUUAUAUAUGAUUGCUCUAACAACUAUGAGUGUAUUAAAUGGAGUUGAUCUCCCAGAUCCUCACCAUAUUUCCCCCUCUGGGUUCACAGAUUCUCACAGGAAGAAGGAACCCUAGUGCUGUCCCCCUCCCCGUUCGUGGCCUCCAACAGGAUCUUGACUUCCUUUCCCCAAGAUGGAUCAACAAACCAAGGUUGUUACUUGUACUGCUGCUGCAUAUAUGUUGUUGUCAAUGAUGGCCAUGGUUAUUAUUGAGUCUAGAAAACGUAAGCAACAUGCAAGGAGAGAAGGUAUUACUUAUGGACCUAUCGAUGAAAGGGAUAGGAUGAGACUUGAGUACUUAAACAACAAAAUUUGGAAGGAUGAUACAGUUUGUGUGAACAUGCUAAGACUAAAUAGAGCCAAGUUCUUUCGGUUUUGCAACCUAUUCAGGGAUCGUGGUUUGCUUGAAGAUACCAUCCAUUGUUGUGUUGAGCAGCAAGUGGCAAUGUUUCUAAAUACCGUGGGGCACAACCUUAGGAACAGAGUAGUUGGGACUAAUUUUGAUAGAUCCGGAGAAACAGUCAGUCGUUAUUUUAACAGGGUUCUUCGUGCUGUUGGUGAGCUACGAGGGGAAUUAAUUACGCCUCCAUCAUUGGAAACUCCUACUAAAAUACAAGGGAACCAUAGAUGGGAUCCUUACUUUAAGGAUUGUAUUGGAGCCAUCGAUGGUACACAUGUAAGAGCCUCUGUUCCUAAAGAUAUGGAGUUAGCCUUUCGUGGUAGGAAGUCAUAUGCCUCUCAAAAUGUAAUGGCUGCCGUAGAUUUUGAUCUCCGGUUCACCUAUGUAUUGGCUGGUUGGGAGGGGACAGCACAUGAUGCACUAGUGUUAAGAGAUGCUUUGGAGCGUGAGAAUGGACUUCGAGUGCCACAAGGAAAAUUCUACCUAGUUGAUGCCGGAUAUGGAGCAAAACCAGGAUUCUUGCCCCCUUUUCGUGGUGUUCGUUAUCACUUGAAUGAGUGGGGGAAUAAUCCUGUCCAAAAUGAGAAGGAGCUAUUCAACCUUAGGCACUCAUCUCUUCGUAUCACAGUAGAGCGUGCAUUUGGGUGUCUAAAGAGAAGAUUCAAAAUUCUCGAUGAUGCCACUCCUUUCUUUCCUUUCCCAACUCAAGUAGACAUUGUUGUUGCUUGCUGCAUCAUUCACAAUUGGGUUAUACAAGAUGGAAUUGAUGAGUUCUUCAUAGAAGACAAUAAUUUUUCAAGUUAUAACCAUGCUACAACAUACAGUGGACAAGCACAUGAGCAUACCGAGAUGGGACUUGGGAGAGGUACUGGUGUGGCUGCCUGGACAGCGCCAAUGUCCAAUUUCAUGCUGAAAAAUCUUGCCAAUGUCGUUGCCAGUGGUGUUAAAACAGGAAAGGGCUUCAAAAAGGUCUAUUUCAAUGCAUGUGCUAGAGCUGUCAAUGAAAAAUUCAACACUACGCUCAAUGGUGAGCAGAUUAAGAACCAUCUGAAGACAUGGCAAAGAAAGUGGGCAAAGAUAACACGACUCAAGAGCUUGAGUGCAUCUGGAUUCGAUGAAGAGAACUACAUCAUCACCCUUGAUGAGGAGCACUACAAUGGCCAUGUGCACGAUCACAAGGCUGAUGCCGAGUAUUUAAACAAGCCUCUUGAGAACUAUGCUGAGAUGGAAACAAUCUUUGGGAAGGAUAUGGCUACUGGCAAGUUUGCAAAGGAUUCAAGUGCUCCUCUUGGUACAGAAGAUGGUGAUACUGAAGAUGGGGCUGCAAAUGGUACAGAAGAGGAUCCUAGUAGUGCUUUUGAGGAAGGGGCAACAUCUAAUGCAAGACCUAACAAGAGGGCCAAGAUUGUUGAAAGUGUAGAGGAGGGGUUGAUUGGUGCGUUCAACAGAGUUGGUGACAAGCUUGCCAUGGCUAUAACGCAGGUUGCUAAAUCUAAUAAUGAGCUGCCAGAAGAUCUCUUUGACAAAGUGAAUAGCCUUUCAGUUUCAGGCUUUAAUGAUCUUCAGAUAUCCACAUACUAUGCGCAUCUGGUGGCCAAUCCUCUCAUUGGUAAAGCUUUCUAUGGCUUGCCAUUUCAGCACCAGUUACAUUGGAUGGCUAUGUUUGUUAGUGAGAGGUUCCCUGGACAGUAGGUGCUUUUGGAACAUACAACUAGUGAUAGUGGUAAAGCUUUCUUUUGCUAACUAGGCCAUGUUUGUUACACCUGAUAGUUGUAACGGUCUCUUUUGUCAGUCAUAUUUCUUUUGCUAACUGUGGCCUAUCAUAUAGUAUGCCUUGAACUUUCUAUAUUGUGUAAGGCAUGGAUUUGAUGUAAUGGUACUGUGGUAAAUGCCAUCUAUAUAUAUGAAUGAUAUUUGAUGGUAAACAGUUCGGUUUGCUACCAAGCUUCCUUUUGUUUAUUGCAUUCUCAA
Molecule: messenger RNA, 3156 nt
Organism: Setaria italica (foxtail millet)
Lineage: Eukaryota; Viridiplantae; Streptophyta; Magnoliopsida; Poales; Poaceae
Exons: 5
Coding region: 919-2877 (652 amino acids)
Source: RefSeq, a predicted model, not a curated record